Beta vulgaris subsp. vulgaris (sugar beet) is the source of this 2229-nucleotide messenger RNA. RefSeq lists its product as hypothetical. The record is from RefSeq and is a predicted model, not a curated record. The transcript has 2 exons. NCBI's taxonomy places the organism in Eukaryota, Viridiplantae, Streptophyta, Magnoliopsida, Caryophyllales, Amaranthaceae. Bases 170 to 1930 code for a protein of 586 amino acids. Gene Ontology annotation, molecular function: protein binding.
GACAGCUUUUGAUGCUAAAAUAAUACUCCUUAAGCAUACUUCCACAAUACUUUAUAGUAUAAAAAGGCCAUUAAAUAUUGCUAAAUGACUCCAUUAAUUCCAUUAUCUUCCUUAAACAAAACCCUAGAUAGUACUAAGUUUGGUUUUUUUUUUUUGUCUUCACUCUCAAAUGGUUAAGCAGAAGAUGAUACCCACUAUUAACCCAGUAAGUAUUAUCAAUGCACGUACGAACCAAUCAUGCAGCAACCCUGUUUGUUUCUUCUGCAUCAUGAAAGAGUUAGACAAACCAAAUAGAAGAGAUAAACUAACAAAAUUCUUCCAAAAUAUGCCAAGAAUCAACAACAAAGAAAUCAUUUUUGUGCUGAGUGGGCUAUGGAACACCGCGAUAGCCCAACCUGACGAUCCUGAGCUACCUUCUCUUGGCAUUUUUGAAUGCAUGGCAAAGUUGAUACAGAAAGGUGUUAAUGAUAGAAAAUGGCUACUUAAGGACCAAAAUAUAUAUAUCCCUUAUUAUGCAGCCCAUAUAAUUGGUUCUUACACUAUGAACAAGCCUGAUUUUGCUGAAACAGCAGUUGAAUCAGGAGUUAUCCCACCUUUGAUGGAGCUGUUGAGAGGGAAAUUGAGCUGGGUUGAGCAACGUGUAGCGGUUCGUGCACUUGGUCAUCUUGCAAGCUAUGAGAUUACCUUUGCAGCAGUGGCUGAAUAUGAAGAAGAGGUAGUCAAAUUAGCUAUGAAUAUCUCCUCUACUUGUCUUGAUUUGGUGUACGACACGUUUGUUGCAAUCGAAGACAGGAGGAAGAGGCCGAUCUACCACAGUGAAUUGCUAAGUAGAGGGGUUGGAGGGAUGGAAAUUGAGAACAAAAAGGCAGAGGAAUGGGCUAGCCAGCUUCAAUGUUGGUCUAUCCAUCUCCUAAAUUGCUUUGCAUAUAAAGAGAGGUCUUUAGAUCUGAUUUGCAAGCCGGGUUAUUUGCAAAAUCUGUCUAGCAUGUGGGGUGGAUUGAUGAAUGAUGUUUCACCAGCUGGGUAUGGACUAAUUAGAAUCCUUUGUUUCAGCAAAUAUUCAAGAAAAAUCAUAGCAAAGGAGGAAGAUGUUAUUGUAAGUCUUGCAAAUCUUUCGCGAUCAUCAGAUGAUUGGCAAUAUAUUGGUAUUGAGUGUCUUCUUUUGCUUCUUAAAGACACAGAUACAAGAUACAAUGUCAUUGAUAUAGCAAUCUGUUGUUUAGUAGAUUUAGUCGAACUCAAAAGCCUUAGGAGUAGUAAUGGUAGAUCCACUAUAGGUCAAGAAAUUAUAAACAGCAUUCUCCUUUUAGACAGUAUACAUGAUACCAAAUUGAAGCUGAUGACAGACAACACACGCGCAAGUAUUGAAGAAGUUAAGCUUGUGAUUGAGAGGAGGAAGAGAGAAAAGUUGAUGUCAGAAGAAAACAUGGAGGAAAGAAAGGUGUUAGUGAAUCUAACAAAACAGCAAGGAAACAGAUGUUUUUGGUCAGGACAUAUUCAAGAAGCUAUUAUUAAGUAUUCUGAAGGGUUGGAAUUUUGUCCAUUGAAGUUGAGAAAACAAAGGACAGUAUUGUUGAGCAAUAGAGCUCAAUGUCAUUUGGUAUUGAAAGAUCCAGAUUCCGCAAUUAGAGACACAACAAAAGCAUUGUGCUUAACAACUCCACCCAAUUCUCACAGUAAAAGCCUUUGGAGAAGAUCACAAGCUUAUGACAUGAAGGGUUUAGCUAAGGAGAGUUUGAUGGAUUGUAUCAUGUUCUUGAACUUCUGCACCAAAACAAAUUCUAAAGAAUAUGUGAAAAUACCAUACCAUGCUGCCUGUAUGAUUAACAAGCAGAUGCGUGCGACAUGGCUUUUUAACAGUCGACGAUUGAAGCCAUCGAAUAACCAAGUGCAAGAUGUUCACACUUCAGAUGGUGAUGAUUCGUUAUGACAUUCAAAAAGAUCUAGAAAAUGGUACAUUGUUGGUAGUUUUUCACAUGAUCAAGGUGGGGAGUAAAGGAAGGAAAGAACGAAACAAGCCAAGAGAUAAAGCUGCCAGCCUGCCACAUUGUGCAUAAUGUAAGCCAAAACUGGCUAAAUCUUUCUGAAGGCUACAUAUAGUUAAGAAAAUUGUGUAGUACAAGUUAUAGCAGUUUCCACUUUCUUUAAUUUUGAGAAGUUAUAUACUUCAUAAUAUCUAGUUAGUGGGAUUCAUCAGAUGAAAGUUGUAGUUUUGUAAUACAACUCAAG